Messenger RNA from Trichoderma harzianum CBS 226.95, 1626 nucleotides. RefSeq lists its product as hypothetical. Gene Ontology annotation, cellular component: cytosol; nucleus; ribonucleoprotein complex. Gene Ontology annotation, molecular function: mRNA 3'-UTR binding; poly(A) binding; poly(U) RNA binding. The transcript is spliced from 6 exons. The coding region runs from base 1 to 1626 and encodes 541 amino acids. NCBI's taxonomy places the organism in Eukaryota, Fungi, Ascomycota, Sordariomycetes, Hypocreales, Hypocreaceae. The record is from RefSeq and is a predicted model, not a curated record.
AUGGAAGCCAACGGCGGCGUUGCUAAUCCUUAUUACACCGGUCGAGCCGCUCAUGCAGCUGCUGAUCCCGGCAGCCUUAUUAAUCACUUCAAUGGAUUGACUCUCGGCAGCUUGAGCAUGCCUAGCAAUGCCGCUCCUGUCCCAAUGGGACCGGGUCAUGCGUUCAUGGUCAACUCGGACAGCCAAUUCGUCCUCACGCCUGUGCCAACUGCGCAACCCAUGGGCCUUGGCCAUUCUAAUGAGAACCCUUAUCUCAAUUAUCCGGGUGCCGCAGGCGGCUAUGGUGCCUCCUAUGUUGGCCUUUCGAUGCCUCUUAUGCCCUUUACCCCUGGCCGCCCAGGCACGGCCCAGCCUCGUGCUGAUCGUGGCCAUUCAGAUGUUCCGGGUCUUGAGAAUCGUCGCGGUUCUUACUCUACGACGGAGUCUGCUCCUGCCACCCCCUACUACGGCGGUGCCUUCUCCAUUGUCCGCGAUUAUCCCCCUCGUGUUGCUAGCCUUGAUCGGUCUUCAUACACGACCCCGUCUCCUAAUGCUACGGGCCUUGCACCCAUUGAGACCACGAAGCCAAUUCCCAUGGUCAUUUCGGAUCGCACCAUUGAUGAGCUCCUCAAGAAAGAUCCGGCCAUUCCCAAGGCGGUUCCAGCUGUCUUCACUCCUCCAGGCCAGAUGAAGACUCUUGAGCAAAGUUUGGAGAAUCGCAUUCCCGGUAACCGCAACGUGUACAUUCGUGGUCUUCAUCCCACCACGGACGAUGAGCUGCUCUACCAUUUUACUUCUCGCUUUGGUGCUGUUGAGACGUCCAAGGCCAUCAUCGACACUAACACUGGAGCUUGUAAGGGAUUUGGUUUCGCCAAGUUCUACGAUGUUCGUGACUCUGAACUGUGCAUUCGGGCCUUCCACCGCCUCGGCUACGAGAUCGGCUUUGCCCGGGAGUCGUUCAAUUCUCGGCUCAAAGCUGAGGGUGAUGACGGUUCAACUAACCUUUACAUCUCCAACCUGCCCAAGAGCCUGAACGAGAUGGAACUCGCCACUAUCUUCCUUGGAUACCACAUUCAGUCCAGCAAGAUCCUUCGCGAUAGCAUGGGAAACAGCCGUGGCGUCGGCUUUGCUCGAUUUGACUCUCGCGAGAUCUGCGACGAGAUCGUUCGCAAGUUCAACGGCAUCGGCAUUGGUGAAGAGGGUCUUCCAAUGAACAUUCGCUAUGCCGAUACUCCAGCUCAGAAAGAGCUCAAACGAGUUACCGCUGAACGUCGUCAGUUCCGCACCAAUGAGUACAAUAUUGGCGCCUACGGCACUCCGCUUGUUGGCCUGAACCCUGCUCUGUACAACCAGCAAGCCCACUGGCGACGCAAUCUACCCCAGUCCCGAAGGUUUGCUUCUGGUGGUUGCGGGUGCCCCGUGCACAGUCUGCGUAUGGAUAUAGCCGCAGCAUUUUUGCUAAGUUCUAACUCUUUCGGUAGGGCGACCACGAGCGCGGACGCUACGAUUUCGACUCCCACCACGUCUGAGUGCGAUGAGAGUGUCACGGUUCGAGCGGACCCAGCCGUCGUCGCCGCCGCCGGCAAAGAGAACAUCCAGCUGUCUCCCUCGGUCAAGAAGGAGGCCUCGAAGAAGGACUCGCAGUGA